AUGGGGUCCUUUGUCCUCGGCAUCAUUAGAUGCUUGGCGGCCCUGCCGAGCCACACCGCAGAAGGCGCUUUAAAUGUUUGCCCCGGGAGCGGGGCGGCCUCAGUGCGCGGGGAGCGCCGCGGGAUGGAGAAGGGGCCCUUCUCAGUGGAGUGGCUGGCCCAGAGCAGCCGCGCCGCAGCCACCGGCCGGCCCCGCUCCCCGCCGGGGGACGCCGGCAGCCCCGAGAGCCCGCCGGACCGCGCCGCGCGCCGGGACCGGGAUGCCGCGCACCGCAGCAGCCCCGGGCGCGACGCGGAGGCGGGCGGCGGCCCCGCGCCCGGGCGACCCCGCACCAAGUUCUCGUCCGCGCAGCUGCAGGAGCUGGAGCGGAGCUUCCGCGAGCAGCGCUACAUCGGCGCCAGCGAGAAGCAGCGCCUGGCCGCCGCCCUGAACCUCUCCCAGAGCCAGAUAAAAACCUGGUUCCAGAAUCGUCGUAUGAAGUUUAAACGUCAGACUCAAGAUGCAAGGGUGGAAGCUCUUUUCUCAGGCUUAUUUUUGCCCUAUCGUUGUUGCCCAAAUACUGCUACAUCCAGAUAUUCUCAUGGGAUGGACAUCAAUGUCUCUUCUACCUCUGCUGCUUCCCUUCACCCAGCUGUGACAAGCCCUGCCUUGUUGUUACCUUCUGUUCCAGCUCAGUCCCUUCAGCCAGUUUUGCCAAGUCCAGCUUUACUGUUGUCUCCCAGCCCAGGAUUAUCUUCUUACUCUUCUGUAAUCCCAGCAAUGACUAACCGAUGA
This is a messenger RNA of Falco peregrinus (peregrine falcon), 774 nucleotides long. Its product is annotated as homeobox protein vex1-like. Gene Ontology annotation, biological process: regulation of transcription by RNA polymerase II. The transcript has 3 exons. The coding region runs from base 1 to 774 and encodes 257 amino acids. Gene Ontology annotation, molecular function: DNA-binding transcription factor activity, RNA polymerase II-specific; RNA polymerase II cis-regulatory region sequence-specific DNA binding. NCBI's taxonomy places the organism in Eukaryota, Metazoa, Chordata, Aves, Falconiformes, Falconidae. The record is from RefSeq and is a predicted model, not a curated record.